CACGUUGUUGGCUGAAUGCGAUGGCGGACUGCUAUGUCCCCAGACCUUACCAGAGAUCGAAGGGAGAAAGUCAUUGAAUUUGCACCGGAACCGUUAUAUCGUAAUCAAACCACCUGUUAUAGGGCGGGAGGAUUCUGUUCCGCCAUCCCUCUUAAGAAUAGUAUGGGACAUAGUUAAUUUGGAGUACGUUAUUUUGGACAGGACAGAGUGCGCUAGUGCAGGCUGCCGCAUGCGAGCCAGCAAGUUGACAGAUAUAACAAAACUCGAGUAAACAGGGGACAGUCCUAAAAGGAAUUACGGAGGUUAAAGAUAUAGCUGCUACGACAAAAUGAAAUUCGCGGAGCACCUUUCGUCUCAUAUUACUCCGGAAUGGAGGAAACAGUACCUUCAAUAUGAGGCGUUCAAGAGUAUGCUGUAUGCAGCCCAGGACCAGGCCCCAUCCAUAGAAGUCACAGAUGAAGACACUGUCAAGAGAUACUACGCCAAGUUUGAGGAGAAGUUUUUCCAGAAUUGUGAGAAAGAGCUUUUGAAGAUCAACACAUUCUAUUCAGAGAAACUUGCUGAAGCACAGAGGCGUUUUGCCACCCUGCAGAAUGAGCUGCAGUCGUCUCUGGAUGCGCAGCGGGAGAGCAAUGCCCCAGGCCUCCGCAAACGCAAGACGGUGUUCCACCUGUCCCAGGAGGAACGCUGCAAACACCGCAACAUCAAGGACCUGCAGCUGGCCUUCUCCGAGUUCUACCUCAGCCUCAUCCUGCUGCAGAACUACCAGAAUCUGAACUUCACAGGUUUCCGUAAAAUCCUGAAGAAGCAUGAUAAGAUCCUGGAGACCCCCCGCGGGGCUGACUGGCGUGUGGCCCAUGUGGAGGUGGCCCCUUUCUACACCUGUAAGAAGAUCACUCAGCUCAUCUCUGAGACAGAGGCUUUGGUGACCACAGAGCUGGAGGGAGGGGACCGUCAGAAAGCCAUGAAGAGGCUGAGAGUGCCUCCACUGGGGGCAGCACAGCCUGCUCUAGCCUGGACUACCUUCCGCGUUGGCCUCUACUGUGGGGUCUUCAUAGUCCUCGCUAUCUCCUUCCUCCUCACUGGUGCUGUACUCAUCCGGUAUGAGAACGUGUGGCCUCUGGUGCGUAUCUACCGAGGUGGCUUCCUGCUGAUUGAAUUCCUCUUCCUGUUGGGCAUUAACACCUACGGCUGGCGCCAGGCGGGGGUCAACCACGUGCUCAUCUUCGAGUUGAACCCUCGCAGCAACCUCUCCCACCAGCACCUGUUUGAGAUUGCUGGUUUCCUGGGGGUGCUGUGGUGUUUGAGCAUCCUGUCCUGUCUGUACUCUGAGUACACCAUGCUGCCCAUGCAGGUCAACCCUCUCAUCCUCUACGGCUUCAUGCUCCUCUUCCUCAUCAACCCCUUCAAGACCGGCUACUACAAGUCCCGCUUCUGGCUGCUCAAACUUCUGUUCCGUGUGUUCACGGCGCCGUUCCACCGCGUGGAGUUUGCAGACUUCUGGCUGGCCGACCAGCUCAACUCUCUGGUGAUUGUACUGAUGGACCUGGAGUAUCUCAUCUGCUUCUACAGCUUUGAGCUCAAAUGGACCGACCGCAAAGGCCUCCUGCCCAUGUUCAACGGUGAUUACACGUGUCAUAGUUACUCCUACGGUCUCCGUGCCAUCAUCCAGUGUCUGCCCGCUUGGUUCCGUUUCGUGCAGUGCCUCCGUCGGUACCGAGACACCAAGCGAGCUUUCCCUCACCUUGUCAACGCUGGCAAAUACUCCACCACUUUCUUUGUGGUCACCUUCGCCGCACUCUACAGCACCCACAAAGAACAAAAGCAUUCUGAUGCAGACAUGUUCUUCUACCUGCUGAUGGUGUUCUCAGCCAUCAGCUCCCUGUACACUCUGAUCUGGGACCUGAAGAUGGACUGGGGCCUGUUUGACCGUGGAGCAGGAGAGAACACCUUCCUCAGGGAGGAGAUCGUCUACCCACAGAAAGCAUACUACUACUGUGCCAUCAUAGAGGACGUGAUCCUGCGUUUCGCCUGGACCAUCCAGAUCUCCCUCACCACCAUGACCAACAUCCCCUCUGUGGGAGACAUUGUGGGCACAGUGCUGGCGCCUCUAGAGGUGUUCAGGCGUUUUGUCUGGAACUUCUUCCGUCUGGAGAACGAGCACCUGAAUAACUGUGGUGAGUUCCGUGCUGUGAGGGACAUCUCAGUGGCUCCGCUGAAUGCUGACGACCAGACACUGCUGGAGCAGAUGAUGGACCAGGAGGACGGAGUCAGGAACCGCCAGGGCAAGAAGAGCUGGAAGCGCAGCUACAGCCUGUCUCUACGACGCCCUCUGAUGUCCUCUCAAUCAUCCAAGAAGGACACCAAGGUGUUGAUAGAGGAUACGGAUGAUGAGGCCUUCAGCUGAGCCCAGGGCACCAGCUCUACACCCCCAGUGAUCUUAUCACUCCAUCACAGAGCUGCCUCAACACACACACACACACACACAUCGGCAGACAUAGGCAGACAGAUAGACACAAACUAAUACAUACAUGCAGAGAAACACAACAAUUAACUUACUCAAGCACAAUCUCAGUAUAUGAUAUUGGUAUAGAUGAGGUGGAAUUACACACACAGUUCUGUUGUUCAGACCAAGAGGGAUACACACAGGAACAUAUUGGAGAAAAAACACCCAGACCUGGGAUUUUCCAAUGAGUACUUUUAUUUUUUGUUAACAGACUCCUUUAGUUUCUUUUCUUUAUGUUAAUACUUUUUAGUUUGUAUAUUUGUUUUUGUAGUUCUUUGCCAUUUUUAAAGAUGUAAUAAUAGAGAAUAAACAACUGUUUACAUGCAUUUAGUAUAUCAGGAUCAACAGGGAUAAGACAUAUUAAUCAAAAAGACUAAUAAUAAUAACCAACCCGAGCAUGGACUCUGCAACAUUAACCACAGCACAUCAACCACAUCAACUGGUUUCAACCUGUUGCUUCUUUUUCUACUCUGCGUUUUGGGUUGAUUUUUUUUAUUGAGUUGUAAUAAUGAAGUCGGUGUAAAACCCUGGCAGCACUUGCAGGAAAAGUGCAUUUCAUACAAACAAACCAAAACAACUUGUACAAAAAUAUCAUUUGAACAUAUGAGUCUGUUAAAGUUGCUUUGUAUAUUUGUUCAUGUGCGUUAUUUGGAUGUCAGAACUAUUAUGUACCCCAUGUAUUAUUUAGAAGAAUGACAAUAGCUUGAGCAUCUGUGCAAUGAUAUUGAUGUGUUUCUCAAUGGUGGGAAUGUUGUUAGACUUGUGCCAUGCUUUCUAGAAGCCGUUGUUGUCGAAGAGUACAAACUCUUCAGGUGGCUCAUUCUCCCUCUCAUACAAGCUUGGCCCACAGAUCAGUUAGUCAGCAACACGUUACAACUUCAAAGUUAUCUAAUUAGCUCAUGGCAAGUGCCCUACACGUGCAAAACUGUACUUUGCUUUUCUGCCAAACGUGUUCUUUUAAUUAAUGUCGUUCGCUGGCGUAUCAUCAACCAUCUAGCUAGCCUGAGAAGAAUGGUCUGUUCUGUGCGGCGGUGGAGUUGAGAAGAGUGAGCGGUUUUUCCAUUUCUCUGCCCUUUAGGAAAACGAUCCCAUUCUCUUUUGAUCAGU
Molecule: messenger RNA, 3613 nt
Organism: Oncorhynchus mykiss (rainbow trout)
Lineage: Eukaryota; Metazoa; Chordata; Actinopteri; Salmoniformes; Salmonidae
Product: solute carrier family 53 member 1
Biological process (GO): cellular response to phosphate starvation; phosphate ion transport
Cellular component (GO): cytoplasm; Golgi apparatus; plasma membrane
Molecular function (GO): phosphate transmembrane transporter activity; inositol hexakisphosphate binding
Source: RefSeq, a predicted model, not a curated record